AUGGGCAACUCCCACUCCCACCCCUCCUCCCCCUCCUCCUCAAAAUUCUCCCUCCGCAAACCCUCAAAAUCAUCACGCACCUCCUCCCUCUCCACAACAAAUUCAUCCACCUCUUCCAAUUCCACACCAUCACCAUCCCGCAUCCACACGCGUCACUCCUCAACCUCCUCGUCCACACCCUCAAAUACCCCGUCAUCUCCAAGCACAUCCACCCCAGAUGCUACGCCCGUAACACCAAUCCGCUUCGGGUACCCUUACUACGACGAAGUAAUGCUCGCGUCGCAACAGACGAAACGGCAGAAGAGCAUGUCGUUGAGUAAGAAGGUGUCGAUUCGGGGGAGGGGGAGGGGAGGGAGUGGGAGUAGUGGACGGAGGAGUUUUUAA
Molecule: messenger RNA, 384 nt
Organism: Glarea lozoyensis ATCC 20868
Lineage: Eukaryota; Fungi; Ascomycota; Leotiomycetes; Helotiales; Helotiaceae
Exons: 1
Coding region: 1-384 (127 amino acids)
Source: RefSeq, a predicted model, not a curated record